AAAAAGUAUGUGCGAGCAAAGUUCUGCGUAUUUUACAGUGUAAUAACGUAAAAAGUGACAUGGCGUGCUAUGAUACGACAAUCAUUCCAAAUAAAAGAUUUAUUCACUACAUAGACUACAUCAUCACGCAACGUUACUGGCAGACGAAUAAUAAACCCCGUCAAACUGGAGUGAACCAGGAAAACAAACCGCAGCGGUUACAGUAUCAAUGGCAGUUGAAACACCACCAACAACAGAUCUAUUAAACACGACGCACCGAUUUUGUUUUCAGUGCCUCUAGGCCUGAGCGCAGUGUUUUAAGGACGAUGUGCCAAGUUAAACAGAGUUUGAAACUUUGAAAAACGCAUCUAAAGAUCUCAGCUCCAGCUGUCAAUGAAUGCAAGAGCACGUCUGUGGAAGGCUGUAUGCUGCCUGCUCCUUGGUUUAUCGAGGCGUGUUGCCUGUACAGCUGGAGCGCUGACUGCCCCCUACUGCAUCAAGGAGAAGUCCAGGCCAUGGCAGGCACACUACACCCGCAGCUGUUGCUGCUGUCGAGGCAGUACUGCAGAGUUUUCUCUGUGAUUCACUCGCAAAUUCACACCAGCUGUUGGUUGGCCUCUAAGGAUCACUAUAAAGUUCUUGUGCUCGGUGGUGGGAGUGGUGGCGUAGCAAUGGCUGCGCGUAUGAAAAGAAAGGUUGGUGCGGAAAAUGUGGCCAUCGUGGAGCCCAGUGAGAUGCAUUACUAUCAACCUAUAUGGACGUUAGUUGGUGCAGGGGCUAAAAAAGUUGCCUCUUCUGGACGACCAACAGCUAGUGUGAUACCCUCAGGGGUGAGGUGGGUCAAGUCAAAAGUGGCAGAAUUUGACCCUCGGAAAAACACUAUUCACACGGACUCUGGGAAUAAGAUUUCCUAUGAUUAUCUGAUUGUUGCACUUGGUCUUGAGUUGCAUUAUGAAAAGAUCAAGGGCUUGCCAGAAGGCUUUGAACAUCCUAAAAUUGGUUCAAACUACUCGGUGCAAACAGUGGAAAAGACAUGGAAUGCCUUGAAGAACUUCAAGGAGGGCAAUGCUGUGUUCACCUUCCCAAACACUCCCAUCAAAUGUGCAGGAGCCCCUCAAAAAAUCAUGUAUCUCUCUGAUGACUUCCUGAGAAAGACAGGAAAAAGGUCCAAAGCCAACAUUAUUUUCAAUACCUCCUUGCCCGUGCUGUUUGGGGUCAAGAAAUAUGCAGAUUCCUUGUGGGAGAUUGUGAAGAGUCGCGAACUUAAUGUAAACCUCAGACAUAACCUCAUUGAGGUCAGGGCUGACAAACGGGAGGCAGUUUUUGAGAAUCUUGACAAACCUGGAGAGACAAAGGUUUUUGAGUACGAGUUUCUCCACAUUACCCCUCCGAUGGGACCACCUUCCGUGCUGAAAGGCUCUUUGCUGGAGGAUGCGAAUGGCUGGCUGGAUCUAAAUAAGGACACCCUUCAGCAUAAAAAGUACUCCAAUGUAUUUGGUAUCGGAGACUGCACCAACCUACCCACAUCCAAAACGGCAGCAGCAGUAGCCGCACAGUCUGCAGUACUUGACCGAACUGUCAGCAGAAUUCUGAAGAAACAGACGCCAGAUAAGACAUAUGAUGGCUACACCUCUUGCCCACUGGUUACAAGCUACAACACGGUCAUCUUGGCAGAAUUUGAUUACGAUGGGCAACCCCUGGAGACCUUUCCUGUGGACCAGAGUAAAGAGAGUAGGAUCAUGUACCACAUGAAAGCCGACGUGAUGCCUCAUCUCUAUUGGCAUGGACUUCUCAAGGGACUUUGGGGAGGCCCAGGACCGUACCGGACAAUCAUGCAUCUGGGAAUGAAAUAAAGCAUACUACAUGGGAACAGACACAAUGUGUUAUUUUACAUUAUUAAAGGCACAAAUUGUUUGAUAAAUUGUGACAGGCCAGUGUUUAGGAUUAGGCGCCUAAAUAGAAGCCUAUUUAUAAUUUCUGGUUGUUAAUGCUUGCUUGAUUAGUUGUGUUAAAUUUUAUCAUACAAUAACAUACAGAUUAGUAUGUACAAUGUCUGAUUGCAGUGCUAUAUAAAAGCAUUUUGGCUAUGGCCAAAGAAAAUGCCAUAUUCAAUGUCCGAGUCAUCGAAAUGACAUCCUACUUAUUGUGAGUUUCCUUAAUUAACUAUCCAUGCAUCAAUCUUACAGAAAUGUCUUAUAUGAAAAUAUGGAAAUAAAGAACAUAUUCUGUAAAGCUACACUAUGUAACUUUUUUUUUUUGUUGUUAAAAAAUAACAAUGUUAUUAAUGAGAGAGUGCAACAAAAAUCCAUCUUCCAAAUCAUGUCUUUACCCAAAUACACUUUGAUAAACCCAUAAUAAUAAUUUAUAUUUUAGAGCUGUGGGGACGGAUUUCACGGGAAAUUGCACACAUACGUCAUUCGCCCGUGCGUGUUGAUGUCAUAUCCAUACACAGAGAAAAUAAGAUCCGGCUACUGCAGUGUGCGUGUGUGGGAGUAGCUGAAGCUGAAAGUUUGUUGUCACAACGAACGAGAAAAAUUGACCAUGGAUCAUUCAAAACGGCAAACCUCUGGGGAAUCACCGGUUGUAAAAACAAAGAAACCUCGAACAGAGUCUACAAGAUUCUACAAGCACAAAGGGAAAACCCGAAUCAACAUCGGCUUGGCUUUUCAAAUGUGGCGACAACUCUGAGAUCUGAAAGGAUUUAAAAGCGACCCAGAGAUGGCUUUUUUCUUACUCAACAGGUAAGAUAUUUUAUUGAUAUGGUUUAUGAAUAGUUGUGUGAAAUACAAUGAUUAUACUGUAAUUGGUGCAGAACUUUUCAUUUGCUAGCACGUGUGUAUUUUUCUUUAUAACGGCAAUCAUUUAUAUAAAUAAAUCCUUUAGUCCUAGGCUUGCCAAGGACAUGUGAGUCUUGAAAUGAUGUUGACCACUGGUUGGUAACAGUGACAAUCUAUAAAUUAGUUAAUGUCGUGGUCUAUUUGGCCAGAAUAUCCUGCAGUUAUACAAACUUUACAACGUUUGACCUUAUCAGAAUAUCAAUUGUUAUGUCUAAUGUUAACGAACGUUGCCUAACUUUUGUAACAUCAUUUAUUUCAAAGCAUCAAUGUUUCCAGUAAGUCAAAAC
This is a messenger RNA of Myxocyprinus asiaticus (Chinese sucker), 3103 nucleotides long. RefSeq names its product sulfide:quinone oxidoreductase, mitochondrial-like. Lineage: Eukaryota; Metazoa; Chordata; Actinopteri; Cypriniformes; Catostomidae. Gene Ontology annotation, cellular component: mitochondrion. Gene Ontology annotation, molecular function: FAD binding; sulfide:quinone oxidoreductase activity. The coding region runs from base 405 to 1832 and encodes 475 amino acids. The transcript is spliced from 11 exons. The record is from RefSeq and is a predicted model, not a curated record.